This is a messenger RNA of Vanrija pseudolonga, 1645 nucleotides long. Its product is annotated as MFS transporter prlL. The record is from RefSeq and is a predicted model, not a curated record. Gene Ontology annotation, biological process: transmembrane transport. Gene Ontology annotation, molecular function: transmembrane transporter activity. Gene Ontology annotation, cellular component: membrane. The coding region runs from base 1 to 1419 and encodes 472 amino acids. Lineage: Eukaryota; Fungi; Basidiomycota; Tremellomycetes; Trichosporonales; Trichosporonaceae. The transcript has 7 exons.
AUGUUGAGAGACAUUAUCGAAGCCAUCGACGAGAAGGGUGACUUUGUGCACGAUGCCGAGCACCGCGCCGCCGCCCGCCAGCAGGUCCGCACCCGCGAGCGUGUCCCCGACUUUAUUAUCGACCCAGAGCGCGAAAAGGCGCUCGUGAGGAAGAUGGACUUGCACAUGAUGCCAAUGCUUUGGGUCAUGCUGCUUAUGAACUAUAUCGCUCGUACCAAUAUCGGUAACGCCAAGAUUGGUGGUAUGUUAAGCGACCUCAACAUGUCCUCCAACGGUUAUUCUCUCGUUUUGUCCAUUUUCUACGCCGGAUACCUCAUCUUCGAGGUGCCGUCCAACAUGCUUCUGUCCCGAUCUCAACCCCGUGUCUAUCUCCCGAUGCUCAUGGUCAUCUGGGGUGGCUUCCAGUGGUGCGCAAAGGGCAUCACGUCGGUUGCAGGCAUGGCCGUGUUCCGUUUCGUGCUCGGCCUCGCCGAGGCAGGCUUCUACCCUGGUGUCAUGUUCCUCAUGUCGUGUUGGUACAAGCCCCACGAAGGCGCCGUCCGCAUGUCCAUUUUCUACUCGGCCACCCUUGUCGCUGGUGCCUUUGGUAGUUUGCUCGCUGGUGGUAUCAUCGAGAGCAUGGACGGUCUCGCCGGCACCCACGGCUGGCAGUGGCUGUUCAUCAUCGAGGGCUGUGUCUCAGUCGUCCUUGGUGUUGUCGCUUACUUCGUUCUGCCCAACUACCCCGCCACCACUCCCUGGCUCACCGAGCACGAGAAGCAGCUCGCUACUCGUCGUAUUCUGUAUGCGCAGGCUCAGGAAGAAGGUCCCUCCAUUGGUCUCGCCCAGGCGUUCAAGGAGGCUCUCAAGGACCCUAAGACUUGGUGCUUCCUCCUCGCAUACAACUUCAUCAACCCGCCAUGCACCAUCACCUACUUCAUCCCCACCCUCGUCGAGGCAAUGAACUACGAGGGUCGUAUGGCCCAGUUCAUGGCCGUCCCCGUCUACCUCGUCUCGCUCGUCUUCUCCAUUAUCGGCGGUAUCAUUGCCGACAGAACCCGCCAAAAGGCUGCCGUCAUUGCCGCGGCCGGUAUCCUCUCGACCUUCAUGUUCGUCUUCUGUGCCAUCGUCCAGAACGCCAAGAUCAAGUACGUCUUCCUGUGUUUCGGCGGUGCCGGUAUCUGGACGGCCCUCCCCGUCUUCCUGUCGUGGGUCGUCAUCAUGUUCGACGGUCGUGAGAAGCGUGCCAUCGCUAUCGCUUGGAUCAACGGUUUCGGACAGCUUUCGUCUAUUUACGGUGCCUUCUUCUGGCCCGAGAAGGACGCGCCCCGUUACGCCACCGGCUUCACCAUCACCUGUUCGUUCACCGGUUUCAUGGUCGUCAUGGUCAUCUUCACCCGAUGGGCCUUUGGCGACAAGGGUGUGUGGCGUACGUCGUAAGCGUGCGCUAGACAUGAAUGGAGGACGCGGACGAGGACGGCGAGAGCGGUGGCGACGACGACGACAGUAGUGCAACGAUCACAGACACGAUCACUUCUUCCCCUGAUAUUAUUUCUUGGUUUUGGCAUUUUGGAGUUUGGAGGACACGUUAUACCCCCCGACCUGUGCAUAUUCGAGACUGCGAUAGGCCCUCCGUACCACUAUCCAAACUAUAGGAAGAUGCUAC